CCAUGACAUCGGCAUCAACAAAAAUUGGCAGUUACCAUCAUGAGCCUUCAGCGCGGACAGAGUCGCCCGUCAGAUGCCAAAGGACUCCUUUUUGCGGGCUUUAAUCAGCCGAACGGCGACUGCUUUGCUGUAGGGCUUGAUUCAGGCUUUCGGGUCUUCAGUACCGAUCCACUGGAGGAAAGAGUACGGAGAGACUUCGCAGAUGGUGGUAUUGGCGUCGUGGAGAUGCUUGGGCGGACAAAUCUGCUUGCCCUGGUCGGAGGAGGACGUAAUCCGAAGUAUCCGCAAAACAAAGUGAUCAUAUGGGAUGACCAGAAGAGAAAGCCCAUCUUUGAGAUUGAGUUCAAGUCGGAAGUGAAAGCAGUCCGUCUGCGGCGGGACAGGAUUGUUGUAGUUUUGGAAUCCCGUGUCCAUGUGUACUCUUUUACCACCCCACCGCAAAAGCUUCACGCCUUCGAAACAACCUCAAAUCUGCGAGGGCUAUGCGCGCUGUCGACCGCUUCCUCCGAUAUGGGUACCCUGGCAUUCCCCGGUAGGUCCGCCGGACAACUCCAAAUCGCAUCCCUUCCCCCUUCUCCCGACUCGACGCCAAAGAUCAAUCUGAUCCAAGCACAUGCAAGUGGCCUAAGCUGCCUUGCCAUGUCUGAUGACGGGACACGAUUAGCGACAGCCUCAGAGACCGGGACUCUCAUCAGAGUCUGGAACACGGCGACUGGAAGUCUGAUUACUGAGCUUCGACGAGGUCUUGACCGAGCAGAGAUAUACUCGAUUGCGUUCUCACCCAGUGGCGGAGAUUCGCAGAAGUUAUGCGUCAGCUCCGACAAAGGCACGAUACACGUCUUCCACUUGCCUCCACUCACGUCCUCGGCAACCACCUCACCAAUAAGCCCCGUCUCACCCUCUCUUCCAUCCAACUUUGAGAAUAAAAAGUCACUAAUUAGCAUGCCCAUCCUCACGUCCUUCCUUCCAAGGUAUUUUUCUUCAGAAUGGUCUUUUGCACAGGCUUCCGCAUCGGAUAGCUCGAAAGUUGAAGAAGGAACGCGAUGCAUCGUAUCGUGGACUGGAUCUGAUGUUAUUGUGGCGGUUUGUGGGGAUGGAGGUUGGCAUAAAUUCGUGGUAGAAGAACCGCAGCCUCAUACUGGAGGGAAGGGUGGCAAAGAUGGCGAGAGGGGAUGCAGAAGAGAGGCCUUUCGGAGGUUUUUGGGUAGAGAUGCCUGA
Messenger RNA from Saitoella complicata NRRL Y-17804, 1218 nucleotides. RefSeq names its product WD40 repeat-like protein. Gene Ontology annotation, cellular component: phagophore assembly site membrane; cytosol; extrinsic component of membrane. Gene Ontology annotation, molecular function: phosphatidylinositol-3-phosphate binding; phosphatidylinositol-3,5-bisphosphate binding; protein binding. NCBI's taxonomy places the organism in Eukaryota, Fungi, Ascomycota, Saitoellomycetes, Saitoellales, Saitoellaceae. Bases 40 to 1218 code for a protein of 392 amino acids. Gene Ontology annotation, biological process: protein lipidation; autophagy of mitochondrion; nucleophagy. The transcript has 4 exons. The record is from RefSeq and is a predicted model, not a curated record.